Messenger RNA from Scheffersomyces coipomensis, 1029 nucleotides. RefSeq names its product DNA-3-methyladenine glycosylase II. Lineage: Eukaryota; Fungi; Ascomycota; Pichiomycetes; Serinales; Debaryomycetaceae. Gene Ontology annotation, biological process: base-excision repair; base-excision repair, AP site formation; DNA alkylation repair. Gene Ontology annotation, molecular function: DNA-3-methyladenine glycosylase activity; DNA-7-methylguanine glycosylase activity; alkylated DNA binding. Gene Ontology annotation, cellular component: nucleus; protein-DNA complex. The coding region runs from base 1 to 1029 and encodes 342 amino acids. The record is from RefSeq and is a predicted model, not a curated record. The transcript has a single exon.
AUGGUAGCUAAAACAAGAUCUACAAGUACCAAGAAGACUAUUACUUCAACUUCACUUGAAGUUGAUGAUAAGAAGGUAGUUAAGAAGGUUACUAAGGUAACCAAAAAGAAAACUUCCACCAAGUCUUCUGCUCCUGAAAGUCCUUCUAAGAAGAAGAAAGAGAAGGUAAUCAUAGAAGAUUAUCUUGCAACUAAAAUCCCUAUUCCAAUUGAUUUGAAAUUACCAGAAAAGUUUGUUGAGUAUCAUACUCCAGAAUUUGUCACUGGAGUUAAUUACAUUAUCAAACAAGAUAAUGCUCUUUAUCCCGUUAUUGUUCAUUCUAAUUUUCCAAGAUUUGCUAAAGAUAAUAUUAUUCACCUGGGUGAACCACAUGGUUAUUGGUAUGCUUUAAUCGCUAGCGUCAUCAGUCAACAAAUCAGUGGUAGUGCUGCCAAAUCAAUUGAAAAUAAAUUUAAGAAUUUAUUUGAAGAACUAGGUGAAGAUUUGAUCCCUGUUAAUGUGUUAACUAAAUCCGAUGAACAAUUACGUAAAGUUGGGUUUUCAUUCCAAAAGAUCAAAUAUGUGAGACAUAUUAGUGAAACUUUCAACAAUCCCGAUGAAAACUUAUGUAACGCUAAGUUCUACAAGGAACAACCUUUAGAUGUAGUUAUUGAAGAAUUAGUUAAAUUAAAAGGGAUCGGUUUUUGGUCAGCUAAAAUGUUUGCUAUUUUUACGUUAGGUGAGAUGGAUAUUUUUGCUCAUGAUGAUUUAGGUGUAGCAAGAGGGAUGUCAAAAUAUCUUGCUCGUCGUCCAGAUUUAUAUCUGAGUAUUAAAAAGGAAGUCGAUGCUGAUGAAGAUUUAAAAGAUUUAUUAAAAAAGAAAUCCCUCUUUGCUAACAAAAAGACGGAUUCAAAGAGAGAUUGGAAUCCUUAUCAUGAUGUCUAUGUCAAACAUGCUGCUGAAAGAUUUAGUCCUUAUAGAUCAGUUUUAAUGUUGGUGAUGUGGAGAUUAAGUGCUACAAAUGUUGAAGUUUUAGAAUGGAAUUUAUAA